CGAUGACGGCACGCGGAAUCACCUGGCUGCUGGUCUCAGCAAUGGCUUUGAGCUGCCUACUGGAGGGCAGUCGGGCUGGGGAGCCCGACUAUUGCAAGCUGUGUGCUAAGGGCGUGCAGCAUAUAGCCUGUGGCAACGAUGAGAGUUUCUCCGAGGAGUGCCCGGCGGACGCGAAGCUCCUGGCGAUUGGGGAGGAUGCCCAGCAGGCCGUUGUCGCGGCGCACAACGAGGUACGCGAGCAGUGGGCCAGCGGGAGGGGACAUGUCAAGGUGAAGGCCUGCCGCAUGGCCACAGUCAGAUGGGACGCAGAGCUGGCGCGGCUGGCCGAAUUGAAUGUGAAGCAGUGCUACAUGGAGCACGAUGCAUGCCAUAAUACGGAGCAGUUCAGAUACUCCGGACAGAACCUGUUCAUUGAGGGCUACUGGGGCAUGGCGGCGCCCAAUAUAUCCACCAUCUUACGCCACGCAGUCAAGGAGUGGGCUAAAGAAGGCAAAGACGUCAAGGCCGCGCAUCUAGCCAAAUAUCCCAACAACUACAAUGGACCCACCAUUGGCCACCUAACGAUGGUGGCUCAUGAGCGAAGCAUAGCCGUCGGCUGUGCAGUUGCCAACUUCCUGAAAGACGAGUUCAACACGUUCCUGGUGGCAUGCAACUAUGCCACAACCAACUUUAUAGGCUGGCCAGUCUACACGGCUUGCAAAAAGGCUGGAGAAAAAUGCAAAUCAGGCAUGAACCCCAAAUAUCCGUCGCUGUGCUCCAUCAACGAAGACGUGGACUGCAACUUUGGGGAUCGUGGAUGAUAAUGUGGAAUAGUAGCAUAAGAAUCCUUCAAAGAAGUUGAUUUCUACAUCAGCAAGCUAUAUCGCAGAAUUCAAUAUAUGCGUAUGAACAUCUCA
Messenger RNA from Drosophila arizonae, 896 nucleotides. RefSeq names its product venom allergen-1. The record is from RefSeq and is a predicted model, not a curated record. Lineage: Eukaryota; Metazoa; Arthropoda; Insecta; Diptera; Drosophilidae.